AUGCCAGGAGCGGGAGGACCGCCGCCGCCGCCGCCGCCUCCUGGUGAUCUACCACGAGGGCCACCACCCGGUGGUGCGGGCAGAGGUGCCCUUCUCUCCGACAUUUCCAAAGGCAAACCGUUGAAAAAGGCUGUUACCAACGACCGUUCUGCGCCUAUCGUCGGCGGAUCAUCAGGAGGCGGCAGGGGACCACCGGUAGGAGGCGCGCCUCCUGUGCCAGGCAUGGGCGCACCAGCACCGCCGGGGGGACUCGCACCGCCUGUGCCUGGAAACCGAGCAAGGAGCAACAGCGACCAAGGACAGUCAUCGGGUCCAAGCAUGGACGCCGCACCACAGUUGGGGGGCUUGUUCGCCGGAGGCAUGCCCAAGCUGAAGAAGAGGGGAGGCAUCGACACAGGCAGGGACCAGGACUCAUCGUACUUGUCGGACCCUGGCGAGUCGACGCUGUCGGCACCCAAACCACCCACAGACUCCGCUCCUCGACCUCCAGCAAGCGCCGCGCCCGCCAUACCGGGAGAAGCCACCGCCACCGCCCAUUGGCAAGAAACCUCCUCCGCUGCCAACGUCACGCAAGCCGUCCAACCUCUCAACCACAUCCUCGACCUCGACGCCCGCUGGACCUCCACCUCCGCCUCCACCCCCGCCUCCAGCAGCAUCUGCGCCUUCGGCACCUCCAGCUCCACCACCGCCUCCUCCCUCUUCCGCGCCGUCACUGCCUCCUGCUCCUCCGCCUCCGCCUCCGCCACCUGCUGCUGCCCCCUCGCCUCGAGCGCAACCGCCGCCGCCGCCACCAGCAUCAUCACAGUCGGGGGCUACACUGGCGGCCCAAGCAGCGAUCCGCGCGGCUGGCCAGUCCUCGCCCUCGCCAGCCCCGAGCGCGGCACCACCCGCGCCACCUCCGCCGCCCCCAUCCGCGGCGCCAGCACCACCCAAGCCGAGCUCCCCACCCCCUGA
This is a messenger RNA of Emericellopsis cladophorae, 954 nucleotides long. Its product is annotated as Actin-binding WH2. The transcript is spliced from 3 exons. The record is from RefSeq and is a predicted model, not a curated record. Gene Ontology annotation, molecular function: actin binding. NCBI's taxonomy places the organism in Eukaryota, Fungi, Ascomycota, Sordariomycetes, Hypocreales, Bionectriaceae. The coding region runs from base 1 to 954 and encodes 317 amino acids.